GUGUGUGUGUGUGUGUGUGUGUGGAGUCAGAGAGAGCAGACAUACUUUGGGUCAAACACCUAUGGAUUAUGGUUUUUGUGUGAAGAAAGUGAACUUAUUUUAAGUGAUUUUUUUCACUUCACCUGUUUACACAUCAGGAUUUAUUGUGGAUCUGUGGGUGCGGUGUGGACCCGGGAUGAUGGCGUGGAGUUUACACACUUAAAGCAGGGAAGGAUUACCUGCACAGAUCCUGACAGAUGAUGAGAGUGAUGUUCUGUGACAUGUUCAAGUGGCCUGUAUGAUUAAUAAGCAUCACGCUGUAGCUGUAUUGGGACACAUCGAUGGCUCCUAAUAAACAGUCGUCCCGCGGCUGGGCCUCCAUCCUGUGCUGCUUUAAGAGAAGCGAGCAGCCUGAGAUCACCUACAGAGUCGGCCAUGACACCAACCUCACACUGCACACCAUGGAGCCCAGACUGCCCAUUCCACCUGCAGAGGAGCUGGACGCCAUGUUCUCCGAGCUGGUGGAUGAACUGGACCUGACUGAUACACACAGAGCGGCUAUGUUCGCUCUCCCUGCUGAGAAAAAAUGGCAGAUAUACUGCAGCAAGAAGAUGGAGCAGGAGGAGAAUAAAGGAGCCACCAGCUGGCCAGAUUAUUAUAUAGACCAGAUCAACUCCAUAUCUGCUAGGAAGACAGUUUUGGCUCUGGAGAAGGAGGAUGAAGAAGAGAGGAACAAAACUGUUGAGGGUUUGAAGACGGCAUUGAGGACACAACCCAUGAGCUUUGUGACCCGGUUCAUGGACCAGGACGGCCUGACGUGUCUGCUGAACUUCCUGAAGAACAUGGAGUACGAGACGAGCGAGUCUCAGAUCCACACCUCUCUGAUCGGCUGCAUCAAGGCUCUGAUGAACAACUCUCAGGGCCGUGCUCAUGUCCUGUCUCAUCCUGAGAGCAUCAACAUCAUCUCCCAGAGCCUCAACACAGAGAACAUCCGCACCAAAGUGGCCGUGCUGGAGAUCCUGGGCGCCGUGUGUCUCGUCCCCGGCGGCCACCGCAAGGUCCUGGAGGCCAUGCUGCACUACCAGAAAUACGCCAGCGAGAGGACGCGCUUCCAGACUCUAGUGAACGAGUUGGACAGGAGUACGGGUCGCUACAGAGACGAAGUGAACCUGAAGACGGCCGCCAUGUCCUUCAUUAAUGCCGUACUCAGUCAGGGAGCUGGAGAGUCGAGUCUGGACUUCAGGAUUCACUUACGUUACGAGUUCCUCAUGCUGGGAAUCCAGCCGGUCAUCGACAAACUGCGGAGCCACGAGAACGAGACUCUGGACCGGCAUCUGGAUUACUUUGAGCUGAAGAGAAAUGAGGACGAGUUGGAGUUGUCCAAGCGCUUUGAGAAGGUACAUAUCGACACUAAGAGCGCCUCGCAGGUGUUUGAGCUCAUCCGUAAGAGGAUCAACCACACCGAGGUCUUUCCACACUUCCUGUCCAUCCUCCAGCACUGUCUCCACAUGCCAUAUAAGCGGAGCGGGAACACGCUGCACUACUGGCUCCUCCUCGACCGAAUCGUCCAGCAGAUCGUCCUACAGACCGAUAAAGGUCACGACCCCGACGUCGCUCCUCUGGAGAACUUCAAUGUGAAGAACGUGGUGAAAAUGUUGGUGAAUGAGAAUGAGGUGAAACAGUGGAAAGAGCAGGUGGAGAAGAUGAGGAAAGAACACAACGAGCUGCAGCAGAAGCUGGAGAAGAAGGAGCGAGAAUGUGAAGUGAAGGCGCAGGAGAAGGAGGAGAUGAUGCAGACGCUCGGUAAGAUGAAGGAUAAACUGGAGAAGGAGAACAACGAGCACAAACUCACCAAACAGCAAGUGGCUUCACUCACAGCUCAGCUUCAUGAGCUCAGUACUAGGGCAGUCCUUCCUGGAGCUCCUUCUCACGUCCCUGAAACUCCAGGUGCUCCAUCUGCUGCUUUACCUGUAACACUGGGCCAAGUUGCUCCUCCUCCCCCUCCUCCUCCUGCUCCAGGUGGGAUUCCUCCUCCUCCACCUCCACCUCCUCCUGGAGCUCCUCCCCCACCUCUUGGACUUUUUGGUUCUCCUGGAUCCUCGGCACAGAAGAAGAACAUUCCUCAACCUUCAAAUCCUCUGAAGUCAUUCAACUGGGCCAAACUUAAUGAGAACAAGCUCGAAGGAACUCUGUGGACGGAUCUAGAUGACCUCAGAGUUUUUAAAAUCCUGGACCUGGAGGACAUCGAGAGAAUGUUUUCAGCCUACCAGAGACAGCAGAAAGAGUCUGGUGAUGAAACUGUCAAGAAAGUGAAGGAGCUGUCGGUCAUCGACGGACGUCGAGCACAGAACUGCAACAUCCUGCUUUCGCGGUUAAAGUUGACCAACGAUGAGAUAAAGAAGGCCAUAAUGACCAUGGACGAGCAGGAGGACCUUCCCAAAGACAUGCUGGAGCAGUUGCUGAAGUUUGUCCCAGAGAAGAGCGACAUCGACCUUCUGGAGGAACACAAACACGAGUUGGACAGGAUGGCCAAAGCCGACCGCUUCCUCUAUGACAUGAGCAGGAUUAAUCACUAUCAGCAGAGACUGCAGUCGCUCUACUUCAAGAAGAAGUUUGCUGAAAGAGUCGCAGACAUCAAGCCAAAAAUAGAAGCUCUCAGUCAGGCGUCUACGGAAAUGCUGAAGAGCCAAAACCUGCGCCAGCUCUUCGAGGUCGUCCUCGCGCUCGGGAACUACAUGAACAAAGGUCAAAGGGGAAACGCUUACGGCUUCAGAGUGUCCUCGCUCAACAAGAUCGCUGACACCAAGUCCAGCAUCGACAAGAACAUCACUCUGCUGCAUUACCUGAUUAUGAUUCUUGAGCAGAAAUAUCCCAAGGUGUCAUCGUUCCAUGAGGACCUGCCGAAUGUCCCAGAGGCUGCUAAAAUCAACAUGACAGAGCUGGAGAAAGAUGUCAACAACCUGCGCAGUGGUCUGAAGAGUGUGGAGGCGGAGCUGGAGUACCAGAAGAGUCGUCCCCCAGACACAGGGGAUAAGUUCGUGUCUGUGGUCAGUCAGUUCAACACUGUGGCAGGAUUCAGCUUCUCUGAGGUAGAAGAUUCUCUACAGGAAGCCAAAGAGACGUUUAAGAAGGUGGUGAAGGUGUUCGGUGAGGAUCCCAGCUCCAUGCAGCCUGACGAUUUCUUCAGGAUUUUCGAUCAGUUCCUGCAGGCGUUCGCCGAAGCCAAACAGGACAACGAGAACAUGCGCAAACGCAAAGAGGAGGAGGAGCGCAGGGCUCAGAGGGAGGCUCAGCUGAAGGAGCAGCGUGAAAAGGAGCGUAAAGCCCGUAAAGCGAGGGAGAACUGCGAGGAGGACGGAGAGUUCGACGACCUCGUCUCUGCCCUCCGCUCCGGAGAAGUGUUUGACAAAGAUCUGAGCAAAAUGAAGCGCAACCGCAAACGAGCGAACACUCAGCACCUCGAGACGAGUCGAGAGAGAACGAUCACCAAACCCAGUCUAUGAGGAAUAUUAGCACCGAUGCUAAAUUUCAUGCACUAUUUAUGCACUAUUGUGGCCUGUUAGCUGAGCGACCAAAUAAGCCAUUCAUGAGAAAUGAUCCUAAACAGAAUAAACAUCUGUAUGUUAACGACAAAUUAGCGAUGCGACCGGAUUAUUAGAGUUAAAACUGAUGUAUGGUGCAUAAUAAAACAUGCUCGCCGUGUGUUAAUGCGUCAUAUGAGCGAUAAAGUAGGAACAUUUCUAGCAAUGUUAGAAAGAAAUGAUCGACAUUAUCUUAUAGAUCUUCUAGUAUGGCCCUGUAUCUCCAUCUGGUGGUGAAGUCCGGGUAUUACAUAUUCUGAUUCUCUUCGACUAAUUAAUUUUUUUUUUCUUUUGGCGGGAAAAAAAGCACACAAACUCAAAUUUUAUUUGGAAAUAUGGACUAACUCUGUUUAUAUGUGUGUGUAAAAAUGUCUCAUGUCUCAGUGUUUGGUGCACGUUCAGUUUAACAGACCGAAUCCCACGCUGGUUCUGUAUUAAACAUGAGUGAGUCAGUGUCUGUGUGUUUCCUGCUCUGACACCUGAAUCAGCUCAGUCUCAUCAUCUCACACUUCACCAAGACUAAGCGGGUGUUUUUAAAGUGUUUUCAUGUACAAAUGAAGGCUUGAAAUGAAUCCACAUUUUGUAAUUUUUAAGUGUUGUUAUGGAAUAAAAACUGUGUAGUAUUGUU
Molecule: messenger RNA, 4188 nt
Organism: Tachysurus fulvidraco (yellow catfish)
Lineage: Eukaryota; Metazoa; Chordata; Actinopteri; Siluriformes; Bagridae
Gene: daam1a
Product: dishevelled associated activator of morphogenesis 1a
Exons: 26
Coding region: 321-3482 (1053 amino acids)
Biological process (GO): actin cytoskeleton organization
Cellular component (GO): stress fiber
Molecular function (GO): actin binding; small GTPase binding
Source: RefSeq, a predicted model, not a curated record